Messenger RNA from Vollenhovia emeryi, 1840 nucleotides. RefSeq names its product allatostatin-A receptor-like. The transcript has 8 exons. NCBI's taxonomy places the organism in Eukaryota, Metazoa, Arthropoda, Insecta, Hymenoptera, Formicidae. Gene Ontology annotation, molecular function: G protein-coupled receptor activity. The coding region runs from base 434 to 1822 and encodes 462 amino acids. Gene Ontology annotation, biological process: G protein-coupled receptor signaling pathway. Gene Ontology annotation, cellular component: membrane. The record is from RefSeq and is a predicted model, not a curated record.
GUCCGUGCGUCCGCUCCGACCACGAUUCGAACUGAUGCUGCGACCCCGGGCGGGUAGUGCGGGCACACCAAGUGCUACCACCGCGAAUGCUUAUCCUCGCGUCAAGCUCGAGGCCAAUAAAAGACAUUCUGUUAACGUGAAGUGUCGAAACUGCGAAAAAGUUUGACCGCAUUGUGCGCAAUUGUAAAAAAAAAUCCCGGCCUGUAUGUCGCUACCGCCGUGACGAGCCCGCGAUAUUGCCGUGAAAACUUGUUCUUCGGGAAAAAAAAGUCGUUGAAGCGGGUUUCUGCCACUCGAGUCGAGGCUCGCGUCGCAAAAAUUCCAACUUCUAUCGUGAAACGAUCUCGAUUAUUUGAGGCUACCGCUGUUACUUUCUUAUACUUUAAUAUUCAUUCGGAAUCUGGUCGUAUAAUAAGAGCGCACGAGGCUCACAAUGACGGCGAACAAUACCACGUCGAAGAUGAUCGAGAUACUGUGGGAGUUUUACGAUUACUUUCACGGAAGCGACAAGGACUACCUGUUGAUUGUUCUUUAUGCACCGACCGUAUUCGUCGGCGUGAUAGCAAACAUUUUUGUGAUCAUAAUGGUCUGCAAGUUUCAUUUAAAGAGCGUUACAAAUUAUUUUGUGAUUAAUCUAUCCGUGGCUGAUUUGUUGGUUGCCACAAUAUGUAUGCCGAUGACGAUCAGCCACGAAAUAUCGUCAUCAUGGAAUUACAGUGAAUUCUUAUGUAAACUGACGUCUUACCUUCAAAGUGUGAGCGUUACCGCUUCGAUAUACACUAUUAUGGCUAUGAGCAUCGAUAGAUACCUGGCUAUAAGGAAUCCCAUGAUUCUUCGCUGUGUAUGUAAUCAUAGGAAUAUCAUUCUCGUUAUCGUAACUAUUUGGGUGACGUCCUUGGCUUUCUUUAUUACGAUCUACGAAGCGAUGAGAUUCCACAACCCGAUGGCGGAUCUCAUCAAUAAGACUUUUGACUUGAUGAUGGCAAAUGAGAAUUUCUCGCCCAAUACCAUCUACCCGACACCACCAGACUUCUACAUGUGUACGGAGGAUUUCGCGCCCCUAGGAAUCCGACGAGACAUUUUUGGGAGCGUGCAUUUCCUAUUCUCCACCGCUAUUCCAUGUCUCGUUGUAUUUCUGGCCUACUCGAUGAUUGGCUUCACUCUUUGGUCCAGGAGGCCACCCUUUGACUGCGAUAACAGGGAAAGUGCCAGUUCGCGACAGGGCUUCAGAUUGCGACAUGACAGAAAACGAGUUGCCUUGAUAUUACUAUUCCUUGCCAUACUCUUCGCUCUGUGCUGGCUGCCGUAUAACAUUGUCAAGUGUUUGAUCGAUCUCAACGUUAUCGAUAUAACGAUAUCGAACGGCAACACGUUGAAAUACUUCCUGUUUCUGGGACAUGCAAACAGCACUCUAAACCCCGUGGUCUACUGCUGGAUGACGCGAGGUUUUCGCCAAAAUCUCGCCAAAGUUUUACAUUGCGUCUCUAGUGAUAUAUCGCACCAUAAUCCCUCCAGAAGAAACGCAAUGACGAUCGCCGACGAUAACGUGCAGCACAUUCCGAUAUACUUGCGAAGAGUACCUAGAACGCGCAAACACGCUAUUCUACGACGAAAAUGGCUUGUAUCAUUUAGAAACAACAUCAACAGACCGCAUCAACAUCGAGACAUCGAGCUGAAAAAGACGUAUCAUCUGAGCGAGCAGAUCGAGCCACUGAAAAAUGACGUUAAAAAGGAUCAGCAGCAGAGUAAAGACAUAAAUGAACUGAAGACCAACCAGCCAGAAUCGAUCACCUUAUGCACUAUGGACGGACGAUAUCUGUAACUGCUAGUCUGCUACUUC